ACUACACGCUCACAACGGAGCGGUCUGCCUGGCGCAUGGCCACACUGGCCGUUGUCAAAAAAAGAAAUGCAAUUUUCAUUAAAUUGUUAAAUCAAAACUAUUUAAAAUGCAGCGCGACGAGAAACUGUUCGAGCUGACGCUUGAAACGGUCCUGCAGCGCCUGAACGACCUUAAGCUGGCUGUGCUCUCCAUGAUCCAGAAACUAGAGAUGGAGUACGAAACAAUCAACUGGCCAACGUUCCUCGACAACUUUGCUAUAAUAUCUAGCCACCUCACCGGACUGACCAAGAUCCUGGCCAAGGAGCAGUGUCCACCGCUUAGGAAUCGAACCGUACUUCCCCUGCUGGUUUCCAUGGACCGGGAUGAGACCCUUAUCAACAUCACAGAGGGUCGUGUGCCGGUCUUUUCGCAUGACAUUGUUCCAGACUAUCUGAGAACUCGCCCGGAUCCGAUUACAGAGCAAAAGAUGCUGCAGAACGACCAAAAGGCGGCCAACUUAACAAACGAUGCUGCCAUGAAGCAAGUCACCCAAUACAACAAGGUCGUCUCCCACGUCCUGGACAUGGUUAGCAAGGCGCGUGAGGAGUGGGAGAUAGAAAGUUCAUCCCGCACCGGCAUCCAGCAGACGAGCAGCAUGGCCGACACCCAACUACUGGUGGCCGCAGUCGGCAUGGGAAAGGGCUUAAAGCUAACCAACUACGUUCCUGGACCGGGAAUGAUGGUACCGCCAUCGAUACGUGCCCCAUCACCCAUGGGUGGCCCUGCAAUGAGUCCCGGCAACGUACAGCAGCAGCUGGGAAAGGCGCCAUCGGCCGUAAAAACAAACAUUAAGUCCGCCAACCAAGUACACCCGUUUUCUCGAUAGAAAAAAGAUGGUUUAUUGGCUAUAAUCGCAUCCUUCUGGCGGAAUGUGUCGUCAUAAUAAGUUACAUGUCCCUAAUCCUAAGACUAUUAUUAAGCAAACAUAAACGUGAACAAAUUCAAA
This is a messenger RNA of Drosophila eugracilis, 985 nucleotides long. RefSeq names its product mediator of RNA polymerase II transcription subunit 8 (gene MED8). Gene Ontology annotation, biological process: regulation of transcription by RNA polymerase II. Gene Ontology annotation, cellular component: mediator complex; core mediator complex. The transcript has a single exon. Gene Ontology annotation, molecular function: transcription coregulator activity; RNA polymerase II cis-regulatory region sequence-specific DNA binding. Lineage: Eukaryota; Metazoa; Arthropoda; Insecta; Diptera; Drosophilidae. Bases 107 to 865 code for a protein of 252 amino acids. The record is from RefSeq and is a predicted model, not a curated record.